Messenger RNA from Notothenia coriiceps (black rockcod), 2300 nucleotides. RefSeq names its product F-box only protein 30-like. The record is from RefSeq and is a predicted model, not a curated record. The transcript has a single exon. Bases 57 to 2285 code for a protein of 742 amino acids. NCBI's taxonomy places the organism in Eukaryota, Metazoa, Chordata, Actinopteri, Perciformes, Nototheniidae. Gene Ontology annotation, molecular function: ubiquitin protein ligase activity; protein binding; zinc ion binding.
UUGAACGCUUCGCCAGAUCCCGUUGGGCGAGGAGAUCGAGGAGCGAAAGUUAAACCAUGGAGAGCCUGCACUCCCACUGCAUGAAAUGCAUCAAGAGACGGUGCAUGGUGCGCCCGGAGCCGGGGGUUUGCUGCGACCUGAUUGGCUGCCCUCUGGUCUGCGGGGCGGUGUUUCACUCCUGUAAACUGGAGGAGCACCGGCUGCUGUGUGCCUACGAGCGUCUGCCCUGCAUCAACAGAGGCUUCGGAUGCCCUUUCAAUAUCACCCGCAUCCGCAUGGCCAAACAUCUGGAGAAGUGUCCGGCUAGCAUCGUUUGUUGCACCAUGGAGUGGAACAGAUGGCCCGUUAGCUACGCAGACCGCGAGUCCUACGAGAAUCUGAGCAAAGACUUUGACGAGGUGGAGCAGCUGGACAUGGCUCUGGCUCUGCAGGACCAGAGGAUGCUGCUGGAGUCUCUGAAGGUCACCACCACCGUGUCCAAGGACAAGGACCACAAGAAGAUGUCCAACGGGGCGUCAAACGUACCUGAGGUGGUGGAGAUGGAAGAGGAGAAAGAGGAGGAGUCGGUGUAUAACGGGGGCUUCAGAGCCUCCUUGGAAACCAGCAGGAGUUUAGCCGCCGCUCUGGACAUCCUCACCAACUCCAAGGACAUCGAAGUGAUCGUGGGGGGGUUGAACGGAGGGAAGAACCAUGUUUACGCAGCAGAAGGGGGGAAGAACGUGGACAUGAAGGAGGAGGAUUCAGAUUCAGAUUGUGAGCUGGGAGCGGUGGGAGGAGUGGACUGUGCAGUUGGGACAGAAGAUUGGGUGGAGGAGAGAGACUUUGUGGAGCUUUUCUUCGAGGAGAAAGAGGUGGAGAGCAUCGAUGAAGAGGAAGAAACCAUCGAGGACUCCCAGUUGGUGUAUCCGGUACUUCCUCUGAACUCUCUUCCCAUGGCGCUGCUUUCUCAGGACUUCCUUCAAGCUCCUUUACUUCCUCCAAACUUCCUUCAAGCUCCAGCGCUUCGUGCAGACUUCCUUCCCGUGGUUCAACGACCUCCAGGCUUUCUUCCCGUGAUUCAACGACCUCCAGGCUUCCUUCCCGUGGUUCAGCGACCUCCAGGCUUUCUUCCCGUGGUUCAGCGACCUCCAGGCUUUCUUCCCGUGGUUCAGCGACCUCCAGGCCUUCUUCCCGUGGUUCAGCGACCUCCAGGCCUUCUUCCCGUGGUUCAGCGACCUCCUGGCCUUCUUCCCGUGGUUCAACGACCUCCUCCAGCGACCCCGGUGCCCUUCCGUCUGUCAGACCACGUGAUGCGUAAUGGCUUCCUGCAGCACCUCCCCUCAGAGUUACGGUUCCGCUGCCUGGAGAGGAAGCUUCAGAGCGUGGAGGUUCUCCGGGGGAUCAGCAUGUUCACUUUUAACGGCCGCCGGGCACUUCUAUCCGACCCCUACUUGUUCCGAGCCAAAAUGGAGGACAAGUCUGUGGACACGUCGGAUCUGGAGGUGACGGACGACCCGAUGGGGCUUCACGGCAUCGACUUAAUCACCGCGGCGCUUCUUUUCUGCCUCGGCGACUCCCCGGGGGGUCGCGGGAUCUCCGACAGCCGCUUCGUGGACGGAUAUCACAUUGAUUUCGGCACCCAGACGUUCUCCUUCCCCUCCGCUAUCCUCGCCACCAACACAAUGGUUGGAGACGUGUCUUCGGCGUCCGCUUGUGAUCACGCCAACCCCCAACUCUCCAACCCGAGCCCGUUCCACACGCUGCGUCUGGACCUGGUUCUGGAGUGCGUGGCUCGAUACCAGACAAAACAGCGUUCUAUGUUUACGUUUGUGUGCGGGCAGCUGUUUCGACGGGACGAAUUCUCCUCGCACUUCAAGAACGUGCACGGGGAUAUCCACGCGGGUUUGAACGGAUGGAUGGAGCAGCGUUGUCCUCUGGCGUAUUACGGAUGCACUUUCAGUCAACGUCGCUUCUGCCCCUCGGUGCAAGGUUUCCGGAUCAUCCACGACCGGCACCUUGGGUCCUUCGGGGUGAAACCAGGCCCCCCGAGGUGUCGCAGGAGGGUAGGGUGUGACGGGGAUCAGCUGAGCGGCCUUCCCUUCGAGGUGCUGCAACACGUGGCCUCCUUCCUGGACUCCUUCAGUCUGUGCCAGCUGUCCAGGGUGUCCCGCACCAUGAGGGAGGUGUGUGGCAGUCUGCUGCAGAUGAGAGGCAUGGUGGUGCUGCUGUGGAACAAGAUCAGGAGAGCGGACGGGUCCUCAUCGUGGCAGAUCACUGACAAGGUCAGGAAGAUUGUAUUUCUCUAAAAAAACACUUCCCAG